AUGGACACGCCGGUGUUCGACAAGAGCAAAGUAAGUCACGUCAAGAAAGGUCCGUCGUCAGCGGCUACCGUCUUGACCAUGGCUGGUAUGUUCGUCGUUGGGAUUCUACUAAUGAUGAGCGGAACAAUUGUAUUGAUAGCGCAUACCGAAACGCCUUUUAUCGUCACCGGCUGCCUAUUCAUAGGUGUCGGGUUCGCGAUGGUGCUUGUCUGCGGAAUUCUUCAGCGAAAGAACGUCACCAAAUUCGUCGUUGAUAUGAACAGAGAUUUGUACUUCCUAAAUAUUAACAAAAGUCUUAUGUGGAAAUCGAUGUUCGAUAGUCGAUCUGAACUGCCGCUGUCUGAAUGA
This is a messenger RNA of Ostertagia ostertagi, 348 nucleotides long. Lineage: Eukaryota; Metazoa; Nematoda; Chromadorea; Rhabditida; Trichostrongylidae. The record is from the annotation of a GenBank genome assembly.